Messenger RNA from Chironomus riparius, 5166 nucleotides. Lineage: Eukaryota; Metazoa; Arthropoda; Insecta; Diptera; Chironomidae. The record is from the annotation of a GenBank genome assembly.
AUGUGUGAUCACCUCUUUACUAGUUUUAUUUUUAUAGCAAUUUUACAGCUCGUACUUCCCGUCAUUGCCUUUCUUAUCUUUCUUGUUUAUGGAAGACUGAAAGAUAAAAUUAAAAUUGAAGCUCAACCAAGUCAGGAAUUCAACAUCAAUCCACCAUUGUGUCAAUAUCAGUCUCAAGAAAUCACGAAGCUUGUAUAUUCCCCAGAAAAUGACUAUUUUAACAUAUUAAUGACAAAUGUUAGUAAAAAUUUCAAUGUGGACUUGAUUGUCUUUGAGGAUGAAGCACAGCUGAAUAAGUGGAUAAGAAAUCAGUCGGAACCGGUUGCUGCUGUUCUAUUUGAAGAGUUCUAUGCAGAACCUCCAAAGCACCUCAAGUAUGCAAUAAUGAUGCCAGAAAACAUAACAGCCUCAACCAGAUGGAACACGGACAAACUAUAUUACACAGGAAUAUCAAAGGAACCGAGAAACAAAAGCUUAUCUUUUAAGGAUUCUUUGUACUAUUCAACAUGUUUCCUAAAACUCCAGAAUGAGAUUGAUCAGGCAUUCAUUAAGACAGUCAAUAAUGGAUCUAAAGUUGAGAAAUUAAAGACAUUGAAGACUUUUCCAUAUCCAGAAGUAGAAGUUGAUGUUUUUAUGAAUGAUACUGCUUAUGGGUUCCUAAUUCUGUUUGUCUUGUCAAUGAUAUUCUCAGCUUAUGUCCUGAUUAAGAACAUAACAAUCGAACGCGAGUCACGUCUAACAGAAUCAAUGAAAAUAAUGGGAUUGUCGAGUGCUUUAUACUGGUCAUCAUGGUUCAUGCGAAGCUUCAUCAUUCUCAUCAUUUCCUUCACAAUUAACCUCAUCUUGACAGUCACAAGCAUCAUUUCGGAUAUUCCAAUGUUUGCCAACAGCAAUCCACUCAUCAUUUGGUUCUUUUUCAUCUCAUACAUCACAUCCAUGAUCACAUUCUGCUUCCUUGUCAGUGUCAUCUUCAAAAAGUCAUCACGUGCUGGAAUUGUUGGCUCAAUUAUCUUCAUUGCUACUGUUCUGCCUUACAUGAUGUAUCAUGAUAGCUUUUAUAGGUUUGGAUAUGGACUGAAAGUGCUGUUCUGCAUGCUGACUAACACAAACAUGGGUCAGGGCAUUAAAAUGAUUCUUAUGACUGAAAUUAAUGACGAUGGAGUUGGAUUUGCGAACCUGUUUAAGAGAUCUGUUGACUUGAAGUUCUCGUUUGGUGAAUUGCUGGUCUGGAUGAAUGUUGGCAGUGCCAUUUUGAUGCUGUUGACCAUUUACAUCGAAAAGGUUUUAUAUGAAGAGCUAGAAAUUACUAAACUUUUAGUCAUGCCAUUUAAACAUUUCUAUAAUAAAGUUGUCAAAAAAACAGCUGAAAGUUCAAAUGCCAACUUGAAGGAAAUCAUUUCAACUAGUCCUAAUGCUGGAGAAACAGAACAAUUUUUUACAAAUACUGAUGAUUCAAUUCAUGAUCAAAUUGAAACAAUAAAACUAAGCAAAAAGAUUAAAAAUAAAUUUGUAGUUCAAAAUCUGUCCCUCAAGCUUAACAAGAACGAAAUCACUGUUUUGAUGGAUAAUAAUGGAGCUGGAAACACUACAGUUAUAUCCAUGCUAACUGGAUUGUGUCAGCCGACAUCAGGCACUGCAGUCAUUAAUGGAUUUGAUAUUAAGACUAAUAUAGAUGAAGUUAGAAGGUCUCUUAGUGUCUGUCCUCAGCAUAACGUUCUAUUUGAGGAACUGACAGUUCAGGAAAAUCUCGAGUUCUUGUGCAAGCUUAAAGGAAUGGUUGACCUUGAGGCUAUCCAAAGUGACAUUAAGAAGUAUGCAAAAUUAUUGGGGAUUUUUGAUGACCUGAACAGUCAAGUUAAAGCACUUAAAGAUGAACAAAAGAGGAAGUUGUCAAUUGCAAUUGCAUUUUGUGGAGAUUCCAAGUUUGUCAUCCUGGAUGAACCUACAUCAGGCAUGGACCAAUCAUCACGUCAACAACUACGAGACUUACUAAAUGCUGAGAAACAAUGCCGAACAAUUCUGAUCACAACAAAUUUUAUGGAUGAAGCUGAUGUUUUUGGUGACCGCAUAGCUGUCAUAUCCGAAGGUCAACUACUUGCUGACGAAUCCAUAAGAAAUUUUAAGAAGAAAUUUGGAAUUGGCUACAAAUUGAUUUGUGUUAAACAAGACGGAUUUGAUGCUCAAGCUGUAUUGGAUGAGAUUAAGAAAGUCGAAGGUUCAAAAGAUAUUGCAGCUUAUGAUGCAGACAUGGCCACAGCAACAGACAAACAAUCUGAAUCAAACACAGAAGCAGUUUUCACAAUAUCAGAGGCAAAUCUGCCAAUUUUUGACAAAAUCUUUGAAUCACUCGAAAACAAAUUAAAAAAAUUUAAGAUUUUAAGCCUUAAAUGCAGCUACACAUCAUUUGAAGAUGUCGUUUUGAGAAUGUCGUUCCUAAAUGUUGAUAAAAGCACCAGCAAGCAUGUUGAUAAUUCAGAACAGCAAACCUUAGUUAAUAUCCAAGAACCUAAAAAAGAUUUUUCGAAAUGCAACAAAAAUUUGGCAAUUCUUCAACAAUUUUACGCGAUGUUCCUGAAGAAGUUUUAUGUCCUCGGACAAUCAUGGACAAUGCUUAUGAAACUCGGAAUUUUUUCAAUCUUUUCCAUAUUACUGAUGCCGAUUUUGUUUUACAUUCAUCUAAAUAUUUCAAAUAACCUCCAAAUUUCAAUUGAUUCAUAUGAAGGAACUGAAAUUUUAGUCGGAAUUGACAAAAACUUAAGCAUUUCUGAUCAUUACCUGAGAUUAUUCAACAACAAACACAAGAUAACAAUAACUUCCCUAGACUUUAUUGAUGAGCCAUUAGAAACGGUCAACUAUGAGAGCCUCAUAGCUGCAACCUUUAAAAAUGACGAGAUCAUUGCCUGGUUCAAUACCCAGCCAUACCACACCAUGCCACUGACUAUCAACACAGUCAAUCGAGCUAUUCUCAAAUCUGUAGCUGGCAGUGACUACGACAUAACAUUGACUAAUCAUCCAUACGAGAAGUCUAACAAUAAAUUGGAUUUUAUUAAGGAUGUGGCAACCUCGAAAGGGAAUUUUGUGCUUAACUUUAUUGUUAUUCUAUUCCUGUUAAUUAUUUGGCCGAUGAUUUAUAUUGGACACUACAUUAAGGAACGAGAAAUAAGAUUUAAGUUCCUUCAAUUCAUCUGCAGCACUAAUCGACUCGUCUUUUGGUUCACAAACUUAAUCUUUGACUACAUUUUAUUCAUUCUCAUCUGUUUGGUGCUGUUUGGAUGCAUUGUGUGCUUAAAUUAUGAUAAGGAACAACAGUUGGAAGAGUUUAAGAUUUUAAUGACUAUUGGAAGUUCUUAUGGAUUCUCAUGGAUAUGCUUCAUCUAUGCUUUUUCUUAUUUAUUCAGUAAACCAUCAUCUGGAGAGACUAUGUUGCUGUUUACGUCGAUUAUUCUGUGCAUCUUAUCAGCAAUUGACUACGCUCUUCAAGCUGGACUUAAAAAUAAAAGUUACAAUUUUCUAGCCUUAAUUUAUCACUGGAUUGGAGUGAUGUUCGCUCCAUUUACUUUGGUUCAGAUGAAUCAGAUCGCGACUUUUAGAUCGAGACCCUUUGACUACACAACACUUGAUGUAUACAUAAGAAUGAAUUUUGUGUCUGGUUGCAUCUUCUUCCUGAUUGUUCUGUCACUUGAUUACAACUUCUUUGAAUAUUUGUAUCCAAAACUCAGAAAACCAAAAAGGCAAAAUUUGUCAAAAACAAUACUGAAAAGUCAAUAUGCAGCCAAUGCUUCUAAUGAAGACACAAAUGAAUCCUCAAUUUACCUUAAAAAUUUACUGAAAGCUUACUUAAAUAUCACAGCCAUCACAUUUGAAUCUAGAUCAUUCAAAAUAAUAACUGGAGAUGAAGCAGUCUUAUCUGGUGAUGUCUGGGUCAGGUAUGAAAAUCAGAAGACAAAGUUUAACAACUUUAUUCCUGAACUGACUGGACGCGAAACUUUGAAGAUCUUUGCACUGAUCCGUGGCAUCAAAAUGGACGAAAUUACAGAAAUGAUCAACCAAAUGGCAAAUGAACUUGCCUUUAAACAGCAUUUGUACAAGCAAGUUAAGGCUUACAGCAUCAAAAAUAAAAGAAAACUGUCGACUGCUUUAGCACUGCUCGGAAAUCCAGAAUUGAUCUUCUUGGAUGAAUGCACAACAGGAGUCGAUCCACAAGCUCGUCGUCAAAUUUGGAAUGCAAUCAAUCGAAUCCGUGACAAUCAUCGACUUUCAUCCUCAAUUGUAAUCACAUCUCAUUCCAUGGACGAAUGUGAAGCUUUGUGUACAAGAAUUGGCAUCAUGGUUGCCGGUCAGUUCCAAUGUCUUGGUCCAGUUGAAGAUUUAAAGAAUAAAUUCUCAAAAGGCUCCAUCUUGACAAUCAAAACUGGAUUUACUGAUGAAAAUAAAGUCAAAAAAUUAAGAAAAAAGAUUGUGCAGCAGUUCCUGGAUGUUGAAUUGAAAGAACAAUAUUUGGACAUCUUUAUUUUCCAUCUGACAAACCUUGAGUUAAGAUAUUCAGAAAUCUUCAAAAUGUUAGCAGAAGUAAAGGAGGAGAUGCAUAUUGAGGACUAUUCAUUGACACAAAUGUCACUUGAGCAAGUGUUCCUGAACAUUUGCAAACAAAAAGUUCAACUACCUCAAGAGAAAGCUACGCAAAUAGCUAAUGAAGAAGCACGUUGGAGAGAACAGGAAAUAGCCGAAAGAAAAGCAAAAGAAGCAGAAAAUCAUAAAAUAAGUGACAAGAUCGAAACCAUAGCAAGCAUAAGAGCUAAUGAAAUAUUAAAAGAUAAAGAAGAGCAACAAAGAAUACAAGAGGAAGAAGUUAAACUAGCAAAAAGGAAAUUAGAAAGACGAGCAAUAGAAGAUGCAGUUAAAAAGGAAAAUGAGAAGGCAAAACAGAACAAACCUAAAUGGUACAAGGUUCUUUUCGGACGUAAUCCCCACAAAAAUAGUAAAUUAGGUGACAAUGCUUUAGGAUUUGAUGUCAUACCAGAGCUGGGUGAAAGUUCAAAAAAAUAUGAAACAAAUAAGGACCAAAACAUCCGACCAAUUGAUAAUAAGAUUAAAACCAAAAAAGAUCAGAGAAAUGAAAUUUAUGAUAAAGCUAGACCGCUUGAUUUGAUCGAUUCUGAUGAUUAG